Molecule: messenger RNA, 4067 nt
Organism: Papilio machaon (common yellow swallowtail)
Lineage: Eukaryota; Metazoa; Arthropoda; Insecta; Lepidoptera; Papilionidae
Gene: kibra
Product: protein kibra
Exons: 20
Coding region: 521-3988 (1155 amino acids)
Biological process (GO): regulation of DNA-templated transcription; regulation of hippo signaling; negative regulation of organ growth
Cellular component (GO): cytoplasm
Molecular function (GO): molecular adaptor activity; kinase binding
Source: RefSeq, a predicted model, not a curated record
GCGUUGGAAUGCGGCCUAUACAUAUCUGUCUGAGUACGUAGGUACAUGCGACGGAAUCGUAAAUAAAUUGAAUGGAUAGGUACUACAUUUCGCCUUCACUGUUGCUUGGCUCGGUUUUGUAGUUCGCACUGUGAAUCGUAGGCACCCGUCGGCGGUUCGGUGUGUUUGCCAGGCCACGGUAUGUAAUGUAAACAUUGUGGUCAAGAGGAAUGCAUUUAGACGGUAGGUGCUGGUAGUGAAUAUUAUCAUGAGCGGUGAUAACGUGGCGAUGGGCGCCCGCGGCUCAGUCAGCGACGCGGGCUCGCGUGGUGCGGUCGCGUACUUUGUACGUAUUGGCGGGAAAGUGACGUGCGGAACUGUUCGCGCUCGCGUACGCGCCGCAUUCCAUCGUGGGGGCCCUUCGCCGCCAUUGGCCGAUCCCGCGUGACGUCACACCUCGUAAUGAGGUAUUCAACAUGGCCGUGUAGCUAGUUCGCGAGUGUGCUUCGUUAUUCGUUUGAAUGGAUUUAAUCAGUGAAAUAUGCCAAGGAGACGAAACGGUGAGAUACCCUUGCCCGACGGAUGGGAUUAUGCGAGGGACUUUGAUGGAAAGUUAUAUUUCAUCGACCACAACAGUAGAAAAACGACGUGGAUCGACCCGCGAGACAGAUAUACAAAGCCACAGUCGUUCGCGGAUUGCAUCGGAAAUGAGCUGCCUCUCGGUUGGGAGGAGGCCUACGAUCCUCAGAUUGGGCCAUACUACAUCAACCAUGUCAAUCAGGUGACGCAGAUAGAAGACCCGAGGUUAGAAUGGCUGAGCAUCCAGGAGGCUAUGCUGAGGGAGUACCUCCACACUGCACAGGAGGCUCUCGAGGCAAAACGGGAGAUGUACGAUGUAAAAAAGCAGAGGUUAUGCCUCGCACAGGACGAGUACAAGCAUUUAAACAAUGCUCUGUCUACCCUCGCCGCUUCCAGAACGAGUCUAUGUUCAUCGACGACUUCGAUGACGACGACGUCGACAACAUCUCGUCAUGACCCCGAAGUGUUGCGGGCGGAGGUGUCACAGGCGCGCGGCAGGGUCGCUCAGCUCCGAAAGGAGCUAAGGCAAGCGCGCGCUGAAGUCGCCAGUGCACGACGCGGUGUGGAUACACUCGCUGAAGUGGAACAAAAAUUAAGCUCUCAACAGGGCUGCUACAACAUAACAGAGGCUCAAGCUAUUAUGACGGAACUGAAGAACAUACAAAAAUCCUUAACCUCGGGUGAGAAAGAGAAGGCAGAUCUCAUGCAGUCUCUCGCCAAGCUUAAAGAUGAUCUAACUCGUCUUCAACUGGGCGAAGCUUCCCCUGAUUUGUCAACAUUAAGUCUUCCUCAGGAGAAGUUAAGUACAGCAUCCCAAACGGAUCUGUGCGCCGAUUUAGUACCCAUAGGUACCAGGCUAGCAGAAAUGGCGCGGGUUCGCCUACAAUACGAUGAAGCUAGAAAAAGAAUACAACAGAUACAGCAACAGCUAGCCGAUUUAGAGGACAAAGUACAACCUGGACAAGCUGAAUCGGACAAAGACCGUCUCCUACUCUUUCAAGAAAAGGAGCAGUUGCUAAGAGAACUUAGAAGUAUAACUCCUCGGACUAGAUCUAAACAAGAAAUGACUGAUAUACAAAUUGAAUGUAAAAAGUUGGAGCAAGACUUGAAAAAUGCCUUUGAAAUGUCGAAUAAAUGUAUAGCGGAUAGAUUAAAGCUUCACGAAGAGAAACAAUUACUUCUUCAACAGUUAAAAGACGCGUUGACCUCUAUGACAACAUUGGAAGGUCAACUAAAGACUUUGUCAGCUAGUACCUUGUCAGUGUCGAGUAGUUCCAGUUUAGGUUCUUUAUCAACUGCAAGUAGCAAAGGGUCAUUAAGUUCCGGAAUCAGUUUCACUGAUAUAUACGGAGGGCCGCAGAUCGCGAGCUCGUUACAAACUGACAAACCAAUCGAUAUGGUUGAUCUUCAUCGGAGAGUUGAAAGACUUCUACGUGGUACCAGCUACCCUUGCGGCAGCGUGACGCCGGCUGGCAGCUCUGCCUCGCAGCCUUCCCUCUCUCCUCGCAGCAGUCUGUCCUCCGCCAGCCCGCCACCGCCGCCCUCAUACACACAGGUCGAAAGACAAAGGCGACAGCAGCGAGAGCUGGAGGAAAAGCUGGCGGAGAUGAGAAUAGGUGUCGCCACAGGAUUGAACGAGGUCACAGGACAUGCCACCAUCCCAGUACAGCUGCAAGGCCCAGGUCGGCCUGGAGAACCACUGUCCCCCAUAUCGGAGACACCCCCACCACCGCUCUCCCCCAGAACUCCCUCUUCUAGUGGUACAAAUACUAGAUCAGUGUCAGCGGCAGUGAGUGACGAGUCAGUGGCGGGUGACUCCGGAGUGUUUGAGGCUGCACAAGGCGGAGACGCUUCCAACGCCGUGAACAGUGCACAAAUUGAAAUCAAAUUGCGCUACUGUCCGGACGAGAGCGCGCUGGAGAUCGGCAUUUUGAGAGCUCGCAACCUUCACGCUCUAUACAUUGAUAUGGGCACUGAAGUUGCUGUCCGUGGCGCGUUAGUGGUGGGUGGGGGAGGGGGCGUGGCUUUUGGUACUGCUGGACUGGCAUGGCGCGGAGCUACACUGGCCUGGCGCAAGCUGCAGCAUGCUGCAGUGGGACCUCGUGCUCUCCGAGCUGCCACAUUGCAGCUCAACCUCACAGCUGGCACAGAGUGUCUCGGUUGUGCACAAGUCAGCCUAGCAGAUUUCGACGCGGAUACAGUAUCUCAGAAGUGGUACAAUGUACUCAGCUUCCGUAGUAUGAGACGAGAUGAGAGCUCAGAUGAGUCGACUGUCAUCUCCUCGCAGACAUCUACUCUAACUAGAAAUAGAGGUCCCGAGAGUAUGACUGGUGCGGAGUGCAAUGUGGAUUGUGGAGAUAACUCUGCCUCAGAGGAUGAUGAAUCCAGAGAACCAUUGAAUCAGAUAGUGGAAGAAGAUUCCUUCGAGGAUUACAUUCCUGAGGAGGAUAUCGCAUUGGAAGAGGAAUUCCUUCACCCUACCACGGCAGAGAAAGAGACAAAUACAGAAUGCAACUUCUGCCCGGAGGGAGCAAGACAAUUACAUAGACGAAAAAGUCAACAAGCGAAUGCGAGCAGUGAAGAACGUUUAGCAACAAUAAAACGAUCUCAGACGUUUUCACCACAACCGCAGAGCAUCGGCAAAGGACAUUAUAUUUGCAGACUGAACCGUUCCGAGUCUGACUCGUCAAUGGCGCAGUACGCUCGGCGCAGCUCUCUGCAGCCUCCUGCUGGUAUACCCUUUGACAGGAGUGUGCGCGAGCGCAGAUCUCUCAGAUGGGGUCGUGUGCGAGGUGCGCGUGUGUCUCGUGGCGGAGGUCGAGGAGUACGUACAUCACUGGACCUGACACUGGACCUGCGCGCGCAGCAUGCUCGUCUCGCAGAUCUCAGAGCUGAGAUCUCAACAUUGGCACAACUCAAAAAGAGGCUGGAGGAGGCGUGUAGUGGUGGAGACGCAGGUGUGGCGAGGUGGGCGGCGAAGGAUGAGGCGCUGCGGAGGCUGGUGACACCUGCAGACCCUCCACGUCUACUGCACAAGACCGCACGCGAGAUAUACCGCCUGCGCCGCGCCAAGAGACCUGAUCUUGUCACUUUUAAAGAAAAGAUGGCAUUCUUCACACGAACAAAGAGUGUCAUCCCGAUCCCGCCUGAUGAAGAGGGUGACCUCUCCGGGGAGGAGUGGGAAGGUGACCUUGAAGAGAGACGGACCCCAGACGGCAGGUCGUCUAAGACCUCGUACGAACUGAGAAGAGAACCAAACCAGACCUCGGAUGUUAACGAGCAGGUGGUCGAAUGCAAGAACCCCUGUUUGAACCCUGAACCUCACUUCGAGAAUAUUCCAGCAGAAAAACUGAAUAUUACAGAAGAGAAGGAAAAAGAAGAAGUUAGAUAUGAUUUCGUUGUUGAUAGAGUGCUUGGGGUUCAGGUCUGAGUGAGGAAGAAAGUUGUGAGUCGUUAUUGUCUAUUCUUUAUACAAUAGACCCAUAGUUUAUGGUCUUUUAUUUACAAUU